AGCAAAAUGUAUCCUUUCGUCUCAAAUCACCCGACUACACACACGAGCUACUCGACGAUGCCGGGCUUUUCUGGCCUAGAUGACAAGUCGUGCAGUAGGUAUACCGAAAGUGUGAUGAACAGUUAUCCACCGAUGGGGGUUCCUGGUAGCGCCAGUAUCGCACAGUUUUACCAACAGGCUGCUGCGGUUUCCGCCGCGUCUGCGGGAGUUGGCGUCGACUCAUUGGGUUCAGCCUGCUCCCAACUUUCUUCAUCCGUCGGUGGUGGACAAUCGGGCUUGCCUGAUAUAACUCGCCAUCCGUGGCUAGUGACUGAUUGGAUGAGUAACCCGUUUGAUCGUGUAGUUUGUGGUGACUUUGCGGGUCCUAACGGAUGUCCACGCCGGCGCGGUCGUCAAACCUAUACAAGGUUUCAGACACUGGAGCUGGAGAAGGAAUUCCAUUUCAAUCACUAUCUCACCCGCCGACGAAGAAUCGAAAUUGCGCAUGCGCUCUGUCUAACGGAACGACAGAUCAAAAUCUGGUUCCAAAACCGUCGAAUGAAAUUAAAGAAAGAGCUUCGUGCAGUCAAAGAAAUCAACGAACAGGCCCGACGCGAGCGCGAGGAACAAGACAAAAUGAAAAAUGAAUCGCUAAAAUCCGCCCAACAGCAUCACAGCCAAAAACAAGGCCAGCAAGAGCACACGAUUGUUGGCACGCAACAAACCAGUAACGGUGCUGGAGCAGGUGGAGCCGGUGGAGGUGGCGGCGCUGGAAGCGGUGGCAGCACUGGAAACCUCGGGAGCCACCUGCACCAUCCGUCAAUCGUUUCGCAAAACGAUCUGAAACUUGGGCUCGGCGGAAUGGGCGUUGGCGUCGGAGGGAAUCUCAGUAUGAUGGGAGGUCUGGAUAAUAAAACGAAUCAAGACAUCCUGAAAGCAGUUAGUAAAGUUCAUUCCUAA
Messenger RNA from Anopheles moucheti, 939 nucleotides. RefSeq names its product homeobox protein abdominal-A homolog. Bases 7 to 939 code for a protein of 310 amino acids. The record is from RefSeq and is a predicted model, not a curated record. Gene Ontology annotation, cellular component: nucleus. Gene Ontology annotation, molecular function: RNA polymerase II cis-regulatory region sequence-specific DNA binding; DNA-binding transcription factor activity, RNA polymerase II-specific. Gene Ontology annotation, biological process: negative regulation of transcription by RNA polymerase II; anterior/posterior pattern specification. NCBI's taxonomy places the organism in Eukaryota, Metazoa, Arthropoda, Insecta, Diptera, Culicidae. The transcript has 5 exons.